Eufriesea mexicana is the source of this 1062-nucleotide messenger RNA. RefSeq names its product replication factor C subunit RfC4 (gene RfC4). The coding region runs from base 7 to 1062 and encodes 351 amino acids. Lineage: Eukaryota; Metazoa; Arthropoda; Insecta; Hymenoptera; Apidae. The record is from RefSeq and is a predicted model, not a curated record. The transcript has 6 exons. Gene Ontology annotation, biological process: DNA repair; DNA-templated DNA replication. Gene Ontology annotation, cellular component: nucleus; DNA replication factor C complex. Gene Ontology annotation, molecular function: DNA clamp loader activity; DNA binding; ATP binding.
UUAAAGAUGGGAGGUGAAAAUGGUGCGGAAGAACCUAUGGAUGUUGAAAUUAUGCCAUCAACGAGUGGUUAUAACAUAAAAAAUAAAGAAAAAGAGGGAAAGUCAGGACAUUUACCAUGGAUUGAAAAACAUCGGCCACAAGUAUUUUCUGAAAUUGUUGGCAAUGAGGACACAGUAUCCAGACUCUCAGUUUUUGCUCAACAUGGAAAUUGCCCUAAUAUCAUUAUUGCUGGUCCACCAGGAGUUGGUAAAACUACAACUAUAUUAUGUUUAGCACGUAUUUUAUUAGGACCAACAUUUAAGGAAGCUGUAUUAGAAUUGAAUGCUUCAAAUGAACGAGGAAUAGAUGUAGUGAGAAAUAAAAUUAAAAUGUUUGCUCAGAAAAAGGUAAAUCUGCCAAAAGGAAAACAUAAGAUAAUAAUUUUAGAUGAAGCUGAUAGCAUGACUGAGGGUGCACAGCAGGCAUUACGUAGGACAAUGGAAAUAUACAGUAAUACAACUAGGUUUGCAUUAGCUUGUAAUACCAGUGAAAAAAUUAUUGAACCAAUACAAUCACGCUGUGCUAUGUUAAGAUAUGGGAAAUUAUCAGAUGCACAAAUUUUGGCAAAAAUCAUUGAAGUUUGUACGAAAGAAAAUGUUUCAUAUACAGAUGAUGGUUUAGAAGCAAUAGUAUUUACUGCACAAGGUGAUAUGAGACAGGCCCUAAAUAACUUACAGUCAACAAGUAAUGGUUUUGGUCACGUAAAUAGUGAAAAUGUUUUUAAAGUAUGUGAUGAACCACAUCCAUUACUUGUUAAAGAAAUGCUUGAAUUUUGCACACAGGCUAAUAUUUCAAAAUCAUAUGGAGUAAUGGAACAUUUAUGGAAAAUGGGAUACUCUGCAGAAGACUUAAUCCGUAACAUAUUCAGAGUUUGUAAAAAUUUACCUAUCGAUGAAACAUUAAAAUUAGAUUUUAUUAAAGAAAUUGGAAUAACUCAUUUAGGAAUAGUGGAUGGAAUUGAUAGUUUGCUGCAAAUUAAUAGUCUCCUUGCUAGACUUUGUAAAAGGGCUAUGCAGUCGUAA